This is a messenger RNA of Drosophila kikkawai, 2185 nucleotides long. Its product is annotated as ankyrin repeat domain-containing protein 13C. NCBI's taxonomy places the organism in Eukaryota, Metazoa, Arthropoda, Insecta, Diptera, Drosophilidae. Gene Ontology annotation, cellular component: cytoplasm. Gene Ontology annotation, molecular function: signaling receptor binding. Gene Ontology annotation, biological process: protein retention in ER lumen. The record is from RefSeq and is a predicted model, not a curated record.
UAGAUUGGAAUAAAUCAUUAAAAAUGUAUGUUAAAAAUUAAAAUGUAUGUCAAAUUACCGUUAAUUUUAUGUAUAUACAAAUUUCGAUUUCUGCAAUCGAUUGUUGCCAACUGCGAUGCCAUCGAAAGACUGCCAUCGGUGUUUUGCCACCUCUAAUAAACUAAAGAAAACGAAAAAGAUUGAUUAAUUUCGGACGACGCGACGGGGCAGAAAAGUGACAUGUCCAACGAAAAAGAGGACGAGUGCGACAAGCACAAGCAGCAGGCGGAGGCGGAAGCCAAGUCGACGUCCAGUGAUGAUUCAGACGAAUAUCAGUCAGCCGGUGAGGGCGAGGAUGGCGAAGGUGUCGACGGUGAUCCCCCUGCGGAGCGCCCGCCGACGCACGCACACCUGUGCGCGGCAGCAACCACACCUGCGGCGGCCAGCGAUAGCACCACUACCACAACCACUACACCAACAGCAGCAGCAGCAGCGGCGGCACCUCCCUUGGUCACAGUAAACGAGCCCUUGGAUUAUCCGAUGCAUCAGAGCGUGUUCGAGGACGACAUCAAGUCGCUGCAACGGCGCCUGCUAAUGAGUACGGCCCAGGACGAGGUGGGGCGAAAGGACAAGCACGGUAACACACCGCUCCACCUCGCCGUGAUGCUGGGCAGGAAGCAUGCCGUGCGCCUGCUACUGGCCCACAACGCCCCCGUGAAGAUCAAGAACAAUGAGGGCUGGUCCCCGCUGUCCGAGGCCAUUAGCUACGGCGACCGCCAGACCAUUACCCAGGUGCUGCGCAUGCUCAAGCUGCAGUCCCGCGAACACAUGGAGGGUCGCCGGGAGAAGCUGGUCAAUGCGCUGCGCCAGAUACAGGACUUCUACAUGGAGUUCAAGUGGGACUUUCAAUCCUGGCUGCCGCUCGUUUCACGCAUCCUGCCCUCGGACAUCUGCCGGCUGUACAAGUCGGGCGCCUCGAUACGCCUGGACACGACGCUGGUGGACUUUAACGAUAUGCGUUGGGAGCGCGGCGACAUAUCGUUCCUGUUCCGCGGCGAGGCGCCGCCUAGGGACUCGCUGGUGCUGCUGGACAACGAGCAGGAGUGUUUCCAGCGGCUGCGUUACGAGGAGGCCGACAUGGAGGACGAGGUCGAUGUCCUCAUGUCCACCGACAUCCUGGCCACGCAGAUGUCCACCAAGACGAUACAGUUUGCGCGGGCGCAGCGUGGCUGGAUAUUCCGUGCGAAUCGCAAGGAACUGAUUGGCGGGCAGUAUCAGUGCGAGAUCUACACAAUCCAGGGUCUGAUCCUCAAGCAGCGCAAGCGACGUGAACACCUCUCCCACGAGGAUCUGCAAAAGAAUCGCGCCAUUGUCGAGACAAUCACGAAGGGCGGCCCCAGUGCCAAUCAUCAACCGGAUGGUCGGCGCUCCAGCCUCAAUAGCCAACACACGGCCACGCCGCCCGAGACCAAUACGCCGACGGCACCGAAUGGCAUCACACUGCCGGAGCUGCCGCGUCGCAGUUCGCUCCAGGCACCGCCCGCCACCACGGUCACCUGGCAGCAGUAUUUGGACGCGGAGGUGGGCAAGUGUCCGCAGCUGGGAAGGCCACCCGUUCACAAGCAGUCGAACAAGACGCUGCGUGCCACGGUGGCGAUGAGCAAGGACUUUCCCCUCAGCGUGGAUAUGCUACUAGACGUUCUGGAGGUGGUGGCUCCCUUGAAGCACAUCAACAAGCUGCGCGAGUUUGUUACGCUCAAGCUGCCGACGGGUUUUCCGGUGAAGAUCGAGAUCCCAGUGCUGCACACGGUCACCGCCAAGGUAACGUUCCAAAAAUUCGAGUUUCGCGACAACAUCCCCGCCAAGAUGUUCCAGAUACCGUCGCACUACUGGGAGGAUGUGCGACGCUUUCAGGACUUAUGACCAGGAGACGGUGAAGCCGCCGCCCCACCCAAGGCCAAAGCCUCAUCCUCCUCAUCCGGAUCGAGCAUUCAUGUCGACUUGAAUCGCAAUGCGCCGCCGUCACCCUCCAUUGCGGAGUUCGAUUGAAGGGAAGUUGGCCCCGAAUUUCUGCCUGCCUCUGCCCCCCGCCCUCUAAAUUGUGUCGCUCGUGGGAGUGGAGUGAAAUCUGCUCCAGCGAGCCCUGUGUUUUGUGUAUGUAUAUGUUUAAGAGGAAACCCCCAAAAAACAAAAACAAAAAUUGCAA